AGUAUACCGCAUUCUGACACAUUAUGAUUCGGUGAAGCGUGUUUUACCAUCUGAAAGUUUUUCACUAGUGAUUAUUCUGAAAAAGAUAUAUGUACAAAAUUAACAGUUUCUAUUUUACGUAUAAUAUUAAUUUCAAAAGUGGGAAAUUUAAACCAUUAUUGGUUUAAAUUGUGCAAUCAUAUAUUGGUGAAAGAUAGAACGUGUCAAAUAGACGCUUGGACGCCAUGAUGGACGGCAUAUGUGAUACUGCCGACAUUUUAAAUAAUGUUCCUUCUAAAAAGACAAUUCAUGCUGACAAUGUAGACCUCUCUGAUAAGUCAUUACAAGUGGAUAUUUCAGAUGCUCUUAGUGAAAAGGAUAAAGUAAAAUUCACAGUACAUACAAAAACCACACUACCAGAAUUUCAAAAACCAGAUAACUUAGUUGUAAGGCAACAUGAAGAAUUUGUAUGGUUACAUGAUAGAUUUGAAGAAAAUGAGGAAUAUGCUGGUUACAUUAUUCCUCCUUGUCCACCAAGACCAGAUUUUGAUGCAUCCCGUGAGAAAUUACAGAAACUUGGAGAGGGUGAGGGUAACAUGACUCGUGAAGAAUUUAAUAAGAUGAAACAAGAAUUGGAAGCUGAGUAUUUGGCUACAUUUAAGAAAACUGUUGCUAUGCAUGAAAUGUUUUUAACUAGAUUAGCACAUCAUCCAGUUUUUCGAAAUGAUCAUAAUUUAAGAGUAUUUUUAGAGUAUGAUCAAGAUCUUUGUGUGAGAGGAAAAAAUAAAAUGGAAAUGUUUGGUGGCUUAGUCAAAUCUUUCUCUACUACCACUGAUGAAUACUACUUGUCAGCAACUGUUAAAGAUGUGAAUGAUUUCUUUGAUCAGGAAAUGUCGUUUUUGCAAACUUAUCAUCAUAAUUUAAAAGAAGCAACAGCUCGGGCAGAUCGGCAAACCGGCAAACAUAAAGAUGUAGCAGAUUCGUACAUAAAAAUCUCUACGAAUCUUUUACAACUAGCUACAACCGAUACCGGUAAAUUAGAAAGAUUUUUAACAAAAAUUGCCGAAACAUUUGAAAAAUUAAGGAAAGUUGAAGGUCGGGUAGCAUCUGAUGAAGAUUUAAAAUUGUCAGACACUCUUCGUUACUAUAUGAGGGAUACAGCUGCAGCUAAACGGCUUUUGUUUAGAAGGUUGAAAGCUUUACACGCAUAUGAAUCAGCAAAUCGUGCUCUUGAAAAAGCUCGUGCCAAAAAUAAAGAUGUUCAUGCUGCGGAACAAGCUCAAACGGAAGCAUGCGAGAAAUUUGAACAAAUGUCGGAGAAGGGAAAAGAAGAGUUAAUGGAUUUCAAAACAAGAAGAGUAACUGCAUUUAGAAAGAACCUAAUUGAAUUAACCGAACUAGAAAUAAAACAUGCAAAAGCACAUGCGGAAUUGCUCAAAAAAUGUUUAUCAGUUUUACGAGAAGAGUGAUCCAGUUUAAUAACUCUCAUGCGAAUAUCCAGACACACGUCAAUUUUAUUUUUGUAUUAUGACACGAUCCUCAUCGAUCGUUAAUUUCUUGAUAAGGAAAACUGGUACAGAUGAAAGACGAGAUAGGAGGAAUUCAUACGAUUUCAUGAACGAAUAUUGAAGAAAAAGCAGGUAGAAUCAGGAGUCUGAGGAAGGAUAAAAUAUUAAAAAAUAAGCAAAAACAGAUUCCAUAACUCUUGGGAGUGAUCAUCACCCUUUGGACCCAACACUGAAAAAAGAAACACAAGCAAAAGCGCACGUAACGAUGUGGAUCCAGAACACGCAGAACAAUCUACCAUGAAAAUCUCGUAUGUUGAAAUAAUUCAGCCGGCGGCAACCUCGGCGACAAGAUUGAAAAUAAAAAGCGAAGUUACAAUGAGAAAAACAUGAUAAAGGGAGGUAUAAGAAUUAUGUUAAACAGCCAAUAAAACGUGGUAAAGGAAAGUGAAAUUACAGAGAUGAUACGGGCGGGAGCGUUGAAGAUAAAAAAUGAUGAGGAAGAACUGAAGAGAUAGAAGGAAACGAGAAGUCACGUAUGAUAAUGUCGAUGUUCAGGCAUUUAAAGGGAAAGAAGGAGAGUGAAUAGAGGGUUAAAAUCGCAGAAUAGUAGCCUAUCUAUCACAAACGGAAGUAACGGUGACUGGCCGAGGCAGAGAUGGGUCGUCGAGCGAAUGGCGAGGGGAUGGUGAGCGGAUGGAGGAGUGGACUGAAGGGGCCUUUCCAGUACAGAUAAAUCAAUAACAUAGAUGGAUGCUGGCUUGGUAUUCGAGGCGCUGCACGUAUAAUUGCCAGUGUCCGUUUCCACUGCUUGGUGAAUCGUCAGCCGACUUUGAGUCGAGCUGGGAUCAGUUUGUACGGUUACGCUGCCUCGCGUAGUGUCAUAAUUUAUCAUUCGAUUAUUAUGAUACCAGAAGACAUAUUGCGGCGGUGUCGGACUCUGAAAUGGACAAAUAUAACUGUUCACCGUAAGAAAAUUAAUAAGAAGGAUCUUUAUUUCAGUAGUGUUAGAUAUGAAGGAGCCUGAAAAACUUGAGACAAGUUCCUGAAAGUGUUAUGUUUAAUAGACAUACGCGCGUAUCACGCGGUUUCAAAUCGAAUUAGGAUCCGGCGAUGAUAUCAGUGUGACCAGUGUUCCUAUGAUGGAUACCCGUGGCGAUUGUGCAGCGCUGAUCAAUGGAAAACAAUUGGAGCUGGAGUCAGCUGGUUUCACGGAAGUUCGACGAAUGUUCAAAUGGGUUUCAUCCGAUUGCCAUUGAAAUUUGGAUCUCUUUACCAUCCCUUUGCCAGCGAUCAAUCUAUUUAGUAUGAUUUUCGGCUUUCAUCGUCCAACAGUCUUGUUGAAAAACGAACCAGUUACUAUUCACCGAGAUUUUACUGCAACGAAUCGAAUAUCACACUAUUCAAUUGAGGUCGGGAUCGGAAUAAUUACAGCAUGGUUUGUUGGACAAGAUGGUGCUCCUCGCGUUUUGCUGACAUUUACACAGACGGCACUGACAAUUUUGGCACACGGAUUCUGCGAAUAUCCUUUUGAUAAAAUCUCCAUCCGCGAACAUUUACAGAUCCGAUUACUUGGAAGAAUGGGCAACUUUCCAUGCAGAAACAGUCGGUUUUAUGCCACGAAUAUUUUCCACGGAAUCGUGAAAGGAUAAAAGCGCGGCGAGGGAACUCGAGGAAAACUACAAUGCAUAGUAUACUUACGAACACAAGCAAUGCGCUGCAGUCAGGACGAAUCUUGAAUUAAGAAUGGUACCACCGCAGAAGUGUCCUCCUUUUCUGCUGAUGCUCACCAUCCAAGGAAAUUCGUGCGGUAUCGCGUUUUGUCCUCCGACCAGCCUUGCCGUGCGUGUAGCGAAUCUUCCUUGGCCGCAUGGCACAUCGGCAACUGUUAUCAAGUGGUGUGGUAAAAGAGAAGUUGGUAACACAGGCUCGACAAUCAUACCCAAAAUCAUGACCCUUGGAAAACAAAUACAUGUCCAGUCUUCUUGUAUCUAUGGUCACUGGAGGUAGAGAGAGAGAGAGAGUAAGCAGAUGGACGAUCAUACAAGCACAAAAGGAAAAAAGGAGAUGGAUGAGAAUAAUAGUGAAAAGAAGAAAAGAGUUAAACGAGGAACAAGAAGAUGAAAUUACAAGUAUCGAUUCAAGGCACCUUAAAAAUUAUUAAAAUUAAAGUAUUAUAGUUAGUAUAAACAUUAUAGAAAACUUUGUAAACUUGAUGUAGGCAUAAUCACGUGCCAACCCCUUUCAAAACCAAAAAGUAUAAAAUAAAGCUGAUGUAUCUAAUAAUA
Messenger RNA from Osmia lignaria (orchard mason bee), 3772 nucleotides. RefSeq names its product sorting nexin 6 (gene Snx6). Gene Ontology annotation, molecular function: phosphatidylinositol binding. The record is from RefSeq and is a predicted model, not a curated record. NCBI's taxonomy places the organism in Eukaryota, Metazoa, Arthropoda, Insecta, Hymenoptera, Megachilidae. Gene Ontology annotation, biological process: phagosome-lysosome fusion involved in apoptotic cell clearance.